ACUAGGGACAAAAUGUAUGUGAAAUAAUAAUCAUUUAAUUUCAAAUUUGCCGCCGGCGCCCGUACGUCCCGAUGUCACAGGGACCGGAACACAGAAGCCAGAUGCCGGCAUCGGCCGGAGGAGAUGGCCGGGGACGCUGCAGGGGACACAUCGCAGGAGCGAAGGACAAGGUAAGUGCUGCACGGACUCCCUGUGCAACACCGCAUGGUAAGCCCGAGUGUAGCUCGGGGUUACCGCUCUUGGUACUGAAAUUUUACCCCAAGCUACACUCGGGAAUACCGCCAAGGAGGUUAAACUUCAUG
Staurois parvus is the source of this 302-nucleotide messenger RNA. Lineage: Eukaryota; Metazoa; Chordata; Amphibia; Anura; Ranidae. The record is from the annotation of a GenBank genome assembly.